Molecule: messenger RNA, 1324 nt
Organism: Entelurus aequoreus (snake pipefish)
Lineage: Eukaryota; Metazoa; Chordata; Actinopteri; Syngnathiformes; Syngnathidae
Exons: 2
Coding region: 14-634 (206 amino acids)
Source: RefSeq, a predicted model, not a curated record
UAAUCAAGCUAACAUGAAAACUGUGUUCCCUCAUUUCCAUCAGUAUGUGAAUUUUGCAACCAGGGGUGGAAGCACGCUGGACAUGGUGUUCAGCAAUAUUAAACAUGCAUUCAAAGCUGCACCACGCCCCCACCUUGGCUCCUCAGACCAUCUAUCUAUGAUGCUAAUUCCUGCAUACAAGCCCCUGCUGAUCAGGAAGCAAGCUACAGUGAAGCAGGUGAGGACCUGGCCAGAGGGAGCAAUGGAAGCCUUACAAAACUGCUUCGAAAGCACAGACUGGAACAUGUUCAAGGCAGCCGCCACCAAUAAUCAUAACACCUGUGUGGAGGAGUAUGCAGAGUCUGUGUCCGCAUACAUUCAGAAGUGCAUAGAGGAUGUCAGUGUGAUCAAGAACAUCCCCACACGGGCCAACGAGAAACCCUGGAUGAACAGUGAGGUACGUGCAAUGCUGAAGGCUCGGAACAAGGCUUUUAAGUCUGGCGACAUGGUAGCAUUAAAAACAGCCAGAGCUAACCUGAACCGUGCCAUUAAGGUUGCAAAGCGUGCUCACAGUCAGAAAGUGCAGGACUUCUUCGAGAACCCCACAAACACUAGACGAAUGUGGCAGGGCAUACAGGUCAUCACGGACUAUUAAGCUGCCCCCCGUCCCUGUGACAACAGUAUCAGCUUCCUAAAUGACCUUAACAACUACUUUGCAAGGUUUGAGGCACUUAACACCACUCUGGCGAGAAAAUCCAUCCCUCGCCCUGAUGAGCAGCCACUCAACCUGGACAUAGCGGAUGUCCGGAAAACCCUGAGGAGAGUGAACUUGAUGACAUUCCGGGCAAGGUGCUUAAGGGAUGUGCAGACCAGCUGGCUGGGGUUCUCACAGACAUCUUCAACAUCUCGCUGACCCAGGCUGUGGUACCAUCAUGUUUUAAGACGGCCACACUCAUUCCAGUGCCUAAAAAACCUACAAUCUCCUCCCUCAAUGAUUAUCGCCCCGUUGUACUCACCCCCAUCAUAAUGAAGUGCUUCGAGAGGCUAGUAAAGGAAUAUAUUGUCUCCAGACUUCCCCCCACAUUCGACCCAUACCAGUUUGCUUAUCGCCCUAACCGCUCAACAGAGGACGCCAUCUCCUCUGCACUCCACCUGAGCUUAGAACAUCUGGAAGGAAAGGACACACACGUGCGGAUGUUGUUUCUGGACUUCAGCUCAGCAUUCAACACCAUCAUCCCGCAGCACUUGACAGACCCCAGUCUGUGAGAGUGGGCAACAAUACCUCCAGUGCCAUCUCCCUGAGCACCGGCUCCCCCCAGAGCUGCGUCCUGAGUCCGCUGCUGUU